GUACUUAGGGCAACUAAAAUCUUAUGUACGUAAUAAAGCACGACCAGAAGGCUCUAUAGCAGAAGGCUACCUUAUGCAAGAGAUUCUUACAUUUUGUUCAAGGUAUUUAGAUAACAUUGAGACAAGAUGGAAUCGACCUGGUCGUGUAGAUGAUGAGCCAUAUGAUAGACAAUCUCAAUCACAAGUAGGUUGUUUCACAAAAAUUAUAAUUGGGAGAUUUCUAUGGAGGAAAACUGUCAGAUGCACCCACCAGAGAUUGACCCAGACCAUUGGAGGCUUUUUGUACAAUUUCGGACGAGUUCUAAACAAAUGGACAUAUCUGAUAAAAAUGCAACAAACCGUGAAAAGUUAUUGAUCCCACACACUCUAGGAUCAAAGACAUUAGCAAGAAAAAGGGAUGAGUUGGAAGUGCAAUAUGGACGACGUUAUAGUAGAGGAGAUAUGUAUCCUAUUGCUCAUAAAAAGAAGGAUGGAUCAUUUGUGAACGAAGAUGCUAGACAAAAAUAUGAACAAUUGCAUAAUGAAAUUCAGGAGACUUCUUCUGAGAAUGAGGCAUUCUUGAAAGUGUUUGGAAAGGAGCAUCCAGGAUAUGUUCGAGGCAUGGGACUUGGGGUUACUCCAACUCAAAUCAUUGGAUCAUAUUCUUCCUCUACGAGGUCAGGAUCUUCAUCAGAUGCAGCCACGAUAGCACAAUUGCGAUCUGAAGUUGAAGUACUUAAGGCACGAGUUGGUGAAGUUGAUGUUUUGAAGGAACAAUUAGCUUUCCUUAUGCAAAUUGUUAAAGGAAAUCAGGCAACUGAAUUGGAAUCUCCAGCAGAUUUGAGACGUUCUUCUCAGUCUAGCCAUAUUCCUGAAGAUAAUGGAGGAUCAUCAUGAGAGACUAUUUAGAUAUUUGCUUCAAUUUUAGUUUGUUAGGAGCUUUUAGGACCAUCUUUAUAUUUUUGUUGUUUUUAUGUGCCUAAGUUUCUUAAACUUAAGGACCAUUUCUAUGUUUGAAAGAUGCAAAUCUAUUAUGUACUAAAUUUGGAUUUAAUAUCUUUAUUUAAUGAAUGACAUUUUUAUUUGUA
Molecule: messenger RNA, 1067 nt
Organism: Cajanus cajan (pigeon pea)
Lineage: Eukaryota; Viridiplantae; Streptophyta; Magnoliopsida; Fabales; Fabaceae
Source: RefSeq, a predicted model, not a curated record